Colletotrichum truncatum is the source of this 468-nucleotide messenger RNA. RefSeq lists its product as uncharacterized. Lineage: Eukaryota; Fungi; Ascomycota; Sordariomycetes; Glomerellales; Glomerellaceae. The record is from RefSeq and is a predicted model, not a curated record.
AUGGCCCUUCCUCAGACGCUCAGCUCGCCGUCCCCCGUCAACCCAUCUCCCUCUCUAACGCCCUCCUCUCCUCGCUCGUCGUCGAGAACCUGCCCCGCGGCGCCCGCACCGGCACCGUCAAGAAGUUCUGGGAGAAGUCCGAGAUCGACAAGAAGUGGAAGGAGACCAACUGGUUCAAGCGCAGCACCCAGAUUGAGCGGAGAAAGAACCUUACCGACUUCGACCGCUUCAAGGUCCUGCGCCUCAAGAAGCAGCGCCGCUUCGAGCAGCGCAAGGAGCUCGCCAAGAUCAAGGCCGCCGCGUAAAUUCGGAAUUCACAAACGCCUUGCGAUUGGGGAAAUCGGUCGGAAAGGAAGGGUUGACUUUGAAGAUUACGGGGCUGGUUUAGAGCGUGACAGCAUGGGAAAUCCGGUUUGGUCUGCAUCUCAUAGCAGCAUUGGGUUGCUGCACUUCUCUUUUGCUCCGUAA